Messenger RNA from Dovyalis caffra, 477 nucleotides. The record is from the annotation of a GenBank genome assembly. NCBI's taxonomy places the organism in Eukaryota, Viridiplantae, Streptophyta, Magnoliopsida, Malpighiales, Salicaceae.
AUGGAGGCAAAAAAGAGCAAAAGAAUGCGCUCUCAAGAGGACGUGGACGUGCGUGAAAUGGGGCUACAGCUAAGAUACGAUUUUGAGGUCUCACUGGCGGCAUACAUACCCUUGAAGCCCUCCAUACCGUGGAAAGGUGAGGGUUCUGUUCAAGCACGUUGUCCACUAUCCUAUGAUGAUGAAAAUCAUAUCAUACAUGCAACAAUAGCACAAGGUAGGAGAUCUGUUGGGAGGAACGAUGUUUGUCCCCAAACCAUAAGAGACACUUUGUACCCUAAAAAUAAAGAUGUCGACAAUUACUGCAUACAAUUAGCAUCAAAGUUUGCCUUUAAUAGAGAAGGUGGUGCUGGUGGAAGAAAAAAUUAUAGAUAUUCAAAGCGACGAGACCGUGAUCUGAACAAGGUUGGGCAAGCGUCAACAUCCACAGUAACUAACCCCAUUAUUGAAAAGCCUGCAAAAAUUCAAGUCAAUACAUGA